Molecule: messenger RNA, 4136 nt
Organism: Podarcis raffonei (Aeolian wall lizard)
Lineage: Eukaryota; Metazoa; Chordata; Lepidosauria; Squamata; Lacertidae
Gene: NT5DC1
Product: 5'-nucleotidase domain containing 1
Exons: 12
Coding region: 72-1610 (512 amino acids)
Molecular function (GO): 5'-nucleotidase activity
Source: RefSeq, a predicted model, not a curated record
ACAGGCGCAGCGUGCAGGUGGCCCGCCGGAGCCGCGCCAAGGAAGGGGCAGGGAGGCGGGCGGAAGCGGGGAUGCCCCCGGAGCCCCGGCAGCGUGAGGCGGAUCGGUUCCCGCAGGAAGGCGCGGCCGGAGGAGCGCGGCGGGCGGCUUCUCUUCCCGGAGCAGUGGAGGGCAGACGCGGCGGCGGCGGAGGCUGCUGCUUCUCCUCGUGCUUCUCGUGCGCCUCCUCCUCCGCCGUCGCCAUGGCGCGGCCCUCCUUCUCCCUGGCCGCCUGCGAAGUGAUCGGCUUCGACCUGGACCACACGCUGUGCCGCUACCACCUGGUCGAGAGCGCUCGGCUUAUAUAUGAUAGUUUUGCUCAGUACAUGGUAAAAGAGAAAGGUUAUGAUAAAGAACUGCUGAACGUAUCCCAUGAAAGCUGGGAUUUCUGCUUUAAAGGCUUGGUGUUGGAUAUGGAAGAUGGCAACUUCCUUAAACUUGCAGAGGAUGGAACUGUUUUGAGGGCAAGCCAUGGCACAAAAUGCAUGACCUCUGAAGAGAUCUUAGAUACAUAUGGAAGGAAGGAAUGGAAACACUUCAAGACAAUGAGUGGAAUGGUUUCUCGUUCAGCUAAAUAUUAUGCCUAUGACAAUUACUUUGAUCUGCCUGGGGCACUUCUUUGUGCACGGAUUAUUGAUGGUUUAAACAAACAUAGUCCUAGGCGAAAAUAUGACUUUUGGAAGGAUAUGGUUGCUGCCAUACAGCAUAAUUAUAAGACUUCAGCUUUUAAAGAAAAUGGCGGGACAUACUUUCCAGAAGUAAAACGCAAUCCAGGAAAAUACAUACAAUGUUGUCCUGAUCCUGUUAAAAAGUGGCUGAGAAGACUCAAGGACAGUGGAAAGAUUCUGCUAUUGAUUACCAGUUCUCACAGUGACUACUGCAGGCUUUUAUGUGAACAUGCCUUAGGGAAUGAUUUUGAAGACCUUUUUGACAUUGUAAUCACAAACGCCCUCAAACCAGGUUUCUUCUCUCAGCCACCAGAUCAAAGACCUUUCCGAACACUUGAGAAUGACGAGGAACAAGAGGCCCUCUUAUCCUUGGAAAAACCUGGCUGGUACUCCCAAGGUAAUGCAACCCAUUUGUAUGAGUUGCUGAAGAAGAUGACUGGCAAACUAGAACCAAAGGUUGUUUACUUUGGGGACAGCAUGCACUCAGAUAUUUUCUCAGCCCAUCACUAUAGUAACUGGGAGACUGUCCUCAUCUUAGAGGAGCUUCAAGGGGACCCUGCUAUGGCGCCUACAGAGACAGAGUCUGAACCCUUGGAGAAGAAAGGAAAGUAUGAGGGACACCAUCCAAAAGCUCUUCCUUCUGUUUCUAAACAGUGGGGUUCUUUCUUUGUGGAUACCAUUUCAGGAAAAGAAGAUACAGAGGAAACUUUAGUAACUACGUGGUCCUGCAAAUGUGUUAGUGCUUACAGCACCAUCACAAUCCCAAGUAUUGAAGCAAUAGCAGAUUUACCACUGGAUUAUAGAUUCACCAGAUUUUCUUCAAAUACCUCAAUAACUGCUGGUUACUAUCCUAAACCUCCAAGAUCAUUAUUAUCAAGUGGUGAGCUAAUGGCAACCAAAUAAAUAAUAUGUAAGGAAAAGAAAAUCCAGAUGCCUUUAUAUAGUGUUAAUGAAUAUGUCAGAUGCUAAUUGAGAAGCUUACCAAUGAAAUCUGAACAAUACAUUUUUAAAAACCCCAAACAGAUCCAAAAAGAAAUUAAAUGUUUUCUGUUUGCCAUAAUAAAUGAGUAAUGAGUGUGGGUCUAUAAUGUUUUCUAAUUUUUCCUGUUCAGAAUUUGCUGCCGUCUUUUCAGUUCAUGAUGCGAUAAUAAACACUUUGACACUUCCAUCCAUCACAGUUCUUUUCGUACAUACAGAUCAUAUAUGUCCUUUCCCAUGGUACAGGAGCAUGCACUCGCCCUCAGCCAUGCACACACCUUCUGGGGCAAUAUGAGACACAAGAAAGCUCUGUGCAUAUACAGACCUUGAAUGAAGGUUCAACUAGCAGGAUAACUAUUAAAAAAAGUAAGGAAUGUGUGUGAAUAAGGCUGUUAUACGUAGGAUUCAAGGAUCAUGGUAUGGAGGGUACACAGCCGCUCCUCCACAAUGGGGAAGGACUCUGAUUCCUGGUAAUAACUGCCCAUAGUUUCACAAUCUAAAUAAGCUUCAGUGCUUUAAUGUUUGGUCCCAUUAAUUUAAAUCAGAGUUACUUUCUACUUCCACAUUUUUGUAAGCCACAAGGACUGGUGUACAUCACCUCUUUGUGCGCUUUCCCCCUAGUAUGACCACUCGGUCCUUGUCAUAGAAAGGAACGAGUAUUAUUCUUUAGAAGAUCUGGUGGUGAAUAACAAUUCAUAACAAAGGGUAGUAGACUGAACGGGGUCCUGAGUUUGUCAAACUGGGCCAGUUUCUAAUAUUGCAAGCAGACAAAAUUCCUAACAGAACUAUCCUGUGCCUCAUCUAUGAAGAAGUCAACCUCGCAUAAGGUCAGUUGGGCUUACUCCCAGGUCGAUGGGUAUAGAAUUGACUUAUUUGGUAGUAAGCUCAUGAGCUCAAUACAGCUGUUAUGAGCAAGAAUGCAUAGGAUUGGGCUGUUAGGAAUUUUAUUAGAAAAUCUGAUACUGUGCAAGCAAUUGUUUGUCUGUGGGGGUGCCCUUAAAUGCCAGGACCUCUUCACUUUUGAUCACCUGUUGUUUUCCCCAGCCCAAGGACUGGAAGUAGUUCCAUAUUGACUCAAAGGACAUAGACUCAGAUUGCAAGUUUGUCAGUACACCGUUUUGUCAGCCAAAGAAACCAUGAUAUGCCAGAUUGCAAGCAGCUUGUUGUGGACUAGUUCACCUUUGAAAAGGAUGAUCUGCUGUAAUAACCAUCACAAGUCCAAGGAUCUGGUUGUAUAAACUUGAAAUAAUAACUUCUAAAAUCUUCCCAUGUGCUUUGGCAAUGCUCAUCUGUAUGAAGUUCAGAAUAAAGUUUAUUUAUUCCCAAGAAGCUCUGGAUUCUAUUACAAAAACUCUGUAGGAAAAAAGGAAGGUGAAACACAUAUUCCUGAAAGCACAAUAAAAAAAUAUUCAGUGAUCAUUAAUCUUGCUGAUUCAUUACUGAUGAUUGUCCAUUAUUCAAAGGAUACAAAAUAAAGACUAAGAUUCAUAGCAACGGCUUGAUUUCCUCCACUUUGAGAUCCUGUUAUGCUCAGACAGAAGUGGGUUGAGCCUUGGUGUGUGCUGAAGUCAUUGACUUGAAAUUGCUUCACUGUGUCCAAGCCCACACUGUUUCUUGCAUGCAAGCAUUUUAUCAGAUGUGCUGCCAGAAAGCCUUGCAAGGACAACAGCGGUCUAGUUAAAUGCCUGGUCUUCUGAACUAGGGUUGCUAUGUCACAACCUGAAGAAUGUGGGUGUAGCUUUAAAUUCCCCCAGCAUAGCAGGAGAAGAGGGAGCCACAUCAUCUGCUGGCCUGGCUCUUGUUCACCCACUCACUCACCUGCCAUGUGGCAGGGCCAGAUGUUACACCUGCUGCCUCAGCUCCCUGUUACACAGCAGUUUCAAAGGUCAAGGGAGAAAUCUCUGGAUGGCAGUCUACCAAACCUAAUCUGAACAUCCAUCAGUAGAUGUAUGGGAAAUGCACCCAGAAGACAAAAUGUAUCGAGCAGUUAAUGAUCUGACACGGAGCCCUUCCUGCCUCUGUUCCUUCCCUCUCCCUCGCUCUUGUUAAGUUUUUUGAUGUUGUGAGAACAGUCUUAGAUGUUGUGAGAACGUUGGGAAGAGGUGAAGCCCCCCCUCCCCUGCUGCCUCAUCAGUAGAGGAUAAUGUUGGGUACCUUCUUUGAUGUUGGACAUUGUUUUAAGAAAGUGAGGCAUUGGGAGGGGGUAGCUAAUGGAUGAUCUGCACAUAAGCAGUCUUGAAGGCCCAACAGGCUAUCUAUAAAAUUGGACGGUUUGGGCAGAGUUUCUUUGACGCUUGUGCACGGACUGAUCGGCCCCAGGGCCGUGCAAACUGAGGCUACCUGGGGAAGUCGCUUCACCGCUUCUUGAGAGCUUCCAAGUGGCAGAUUGAAGUGCUUGCUUGGGAUGUAUACAUUGCUUGCUGUUUUAGAAUAAAAUCUUUACUCUUCUCA